Aspergillus steynii IBT 23096 is the source of this 1776-nucleotide messenger RNA. Its product is annotated as Zn(II)2Cys6 transcription factor domain-containing protein. Gene Ontology annotation, biological process: regulation of DNA-templated transcription. The transcript has 3 exons. The coding region runs from base 33 to 1646 and encodes 537 amino acids. NCBI's taxonomy places the organism in Eukaryota, Fungi, Ascomycota, Eurotiomycetes, Eurotiales, Aspergillaceae. Gene Ontology annotation, molecular function: DNA-binding transcription factor activity, RNA polymerase II-specific; zinc ion binding. The record is from RefSeq and is a predicted model, not a curated record.
CUCCGGAGCAUGAGUUCAUCAAAUUAGGGCUCAUGAUGUCACGACCCUGUCGCACGUGCCAGGCCCGCAAGAAAGCCUGCGAUAAAUCCCAUCCUCACUGUAAAACAUGCGAGCUCUCCGGCCGAAAAUGCCUAGGCUACGAGACCGGACGCAAAGUGUUCAUCAACCUCGACUCGAACAACCUGAAAGGCCCCAUCAGACCCCUGAUCAGCCAAGCCAUCUCAACAAGCAAAGACCAACACAUCGCCACCCGCACUCUCCACUCUGAGGCUCGAGACUCAAUUUCCAUCUCCCCCAUAUCCCUGAACACGUUGGACCUGUCAGCGGGGGAGUUCUCGGCUCAUUUCAUUACGCUAUGGACUAACUUCAACUCACGAUACGCAUGCACCCCGGACGCGUGGUCCGUUGGGAUCUCGUCGACAGGGCCCCAGAACAGCGCGUUAGAUCUCGCAUUGAUUGCUCUGGCGACGAUGCGGCUAUCAUGCUCCCCGGAGAGCACAGACAGAGCAUAUCACGUCUUCAGCCUUAGUGCGUAUAGCGCUAGUUUGCAGAUCUUCAGUCGCUUGUUGAAUGACGUAUCUCGUACGGACAAGCCCAAGUCCGUACUGGUUGUCAUAUCAUUAGUCUUUACGCUGUUCGAGGCUGUGCAGCAACGUCCGACCCAGAUAUAUGGAUCCGGUUGGGCGGGUCAUUUAAACGGCGCGUUGGCGCUCAUGCAAAAGCAGGGGCCAGGGGAGUUCCAGCUGGGGGCGACGCAUGAGGCUUUUAGGAAGUUAAGGGAGAUGGCGAUCCUCUAUCUUCUCUCGAGAGGCCAGAGUUCCUUUCUCUCUCGCCGAGAAUGGAUGACCAUCCCUUGGAAGAAGUCCAGAAAGACCCAUCGAGAUCGACUAUAUGACAUCGCUGCGAAAGUCACCUCUGUAUACUCUAUCAUGUCACAGACAACUUCAUCCCAUCAUCAAGUUCAACAUGUGGAUCCAGAUUCAAUUCAACGCUGCCAACAGCUCCACACAGACCUACUCAACUGGCGAAUAGCAUGGUUAAAAUCCGCACACCCCGAAUUUUUACUUUGCUCACCUCAUAAGUCAACCUGUAUCGACUCCCCGGAAAGCAAGUCUUACUUCCCUGAUCCGAAGACCUUCCCAACGAACGAGUUCUCAUAUCUAGUCGCGGAAUGGACGGCUUUGGUCCUACUUUUAAAUAACCUGGUCGCUCAUGUCUCUAGGCCCUCGGUCUCUGAUCGUCUGACCAGCGGGAGGAAUUAUGAAUAUCCAUCUCCUCACUAUGAAGCCCCGGCUCCCUCACUCUCAAUGUCACCGUCGGCAUCAGCAUCUCCCUCUAUAACUCACUCGCCCCAGAACCUCUCCCUUCUCUCCCUCGAAACCAAAUAUCUGCAUUCAUACCUCCACUUCGUCCUCCAAUUACCCUGUUUUGGCUAUUCUAAUUAUCGAUUUGAUUACGAUGAAGCAGGGAUAACAGAGGGACGAUGUCGUUCGCUUCUGCCGAACUGGGUGUUGUCGACUGUGGGACCAGAUAGGACGUCGGACUCACGACACGAAAGCCAAGGGCGUGGGCGAGAUCAGGGAGCCGAAGUAGAUACAACUUGGUGGGCGGGAUUGAGUGAUCGAUUGAAUUUUGGGGUUUUCUGAUCAUGGGGUCUCAGCUCGAAGGCGAUGGGAGGGGGUAGUGACUCGAGAUACUUGACCAGAAUACGUUUUGGAUGUGGUAUUGAUGACCCUUUCUGGAUAGGUAUUAAGUCUUACGAUGGAGUACUUGCCU